Molecule: messenger RNA, 842 nt
Organism: Tarenaya hassleriana
Lineage: Eukaryota; Viridiplantae; Streptophyta; Magnoliopsida; Brassicales; Cleomaceae
Product: peptidyl-prolyl cis-trans isomerase FKBP20-1
Exons: 6
Coding region: 167-739 (190 amino acids)
Biological process (GO): protein peptidyl-prolyl isomerization
Cellular component (GO): cytoplasm
Molecular function (GO): peptidyl-prolyl cis-trans isomerase activity
Source: RefSeq, a predicted model, not a curated record
UGAGAUUUGCAGAGACUUCAUCCGGACAGUCUAUGGCAAAGAUCUUAGCGCCGUUUUAUUCCCUAUCACUUCUUCGGCGGUCUGAACUAAGCUCCUCCGAUUCCUGUCGGAUCCGAUUCCCUCCCUCUUCCUCGGCUUCGGUAGGUUUUGGUGAACCUCCAAAGCCAUGGGCGAUGUAAUUGAUUUGACCGGUGAUGGUGGCGUCUUGAAGAAAAUCAUACGGAGCGCCAAACCUGAUGCAGUCUCACCCUCGGAUGAUCUUCCUCUCGUCGAUGUUCACUACGAGGGUAUAUUGGCUGAGGACGAAAAGGUUUUCGACACAACACGUGAAGACAACACGGUGUUCUCCUUUGAGCUGGGAUCAGGCAAUGUGAUCCGGUCUUGGGACAUUGCACUUCGAACCAUGAAGGUAGGAGAAGUUGCUAAAAUCACUUGUAAACCGGAUUAUGCUUAUGGUAGUGCGGGAUCUCCUCCCGACAUCCCGGCAGAUGCAACAUUGAUUUUCGAGGUGGAGUUAGUAGCUUGCAGACCAAGAAAGGGUUCUAGCGUGGGAAGCGUCUCUGAGGAGAGAGCUAGGCUCGAAGAACUGAAGAGACAGAGAGAGUUAGCCUCUGCUGCUAAAGAGGAAGAGAAGAGGAAGAGGGAGGAGGCGAAAGCUGCAGCUGCUGCUCGGAUUCAGGCCAAGCUUGAAGCUAAGAAAGGUCAAGGCAAAGGCAAGGGCAAAGGCAAAUCCAAGUAAAGAUGGUUUUAGAAUAACUAAGCAGAUGAAUUGGAUAAUAAUAUGAUGGCUAUAUAUUUCAAUAGAAGAGGUUAUAAAGUCACUAAAGAUGGUGUUUCCUUGA